AUGGCGCCUACCCCAUCCCUCUCCUCCAAAGUCAUCCUCAUAACCGGCGCAAACAGCGGCAUAGGAAAAGCCACCGCCCUCUCCCUCGCCACCCUAAACCCAGCACAACUCUGGGUCGCGGCUCGCAACCUCGCAAAUGGCGAUGCUGCCGUUGCUGAAAUCAAAGCCGCCGCACCGGCCAUCGAUGUUCGAUUCGUUGAAUGCGAUUUGGCUAGCUUUGACUCGGUAGCAAGAGCGGCGAGGGAAGUGAUGGGCGGCCACCCGGGCACUACACCCCAAGGCCAUGAAGUGCAAUUCGGGACGAACCAUGUUGGCCAUGCCCUCCUCCUAAAGCUCCUCACACCAACCUUGCUUUCCACUGUCGAAACCACGGGCUCAACACCCCGCGUCAUCUCCGUCAGCUCGCGGGGCCACGCUCACACUGCCGCCCUACCAGCCGGCGGUAUCGCGUUCGAUACUUUGAGAACUUCACAACAAAACUUGUCGGGCGUGAACAAGUACACGCAAUCCAAACUAGCCAACGUAGUCUACGCGCGCCAAUACGCAUUGCAUUACACACAGAUCAACAGUGUGGCGAUCCACCCUGGUGAUGUCUUGACAGAGAUCUUCAAUAAAGGCGCUGAGGGAGGUGAUGAGCAGAUCAAGUAUUUGGCGAGGGAGGUGGCGCCUAAGAGAUGUGGGUCGCUGGAGGAAGGGAUCAAGAAUGGGGUUUGGGCGGCGACUGCGCAGGGCGUGCUGAGUGGGCGAUAUUAUGAACCUGUGGGUGUGUUGGGUAUGGGGAGUGAGUUGUCCAAGGAUACGAGAUUGGGAGAGAAGUUGUGGGCCUGGACGCAGAGGGAGAUGGAAGGUUGGGAGCUCUAG
This is a messenger RNA of Alternaria triticimaculans, 861 nucleotides long. RefSeq lists its product as uncharacterized. NCBI's taxonomy places the organism in Eukaryota, Fungi, Ascomycota, Dothideomycetes, Pleosporales, Pleosporaceae. The record is from RefSeq and is a predicted model, not a curated record. Bases 1 to 861 code for a protein of 286 amino acids. The transcript is spliced from 2 exons.